This is a messenger RNA of Neodiprion virginianus, 3348 nucleotides long. It is a transcript of the gene Sp1, whose product is annotated as transcription factor Sp9. Gene Ontology annotation, molecular function: DNA-binding transcription factor activity, RNA polymerase II-specific; RNA polymerase II cis-regulatory region sequence-specific DNA binding. The transcript has 3 exons. Gene Ontology annotation, biological process: regulation of transcription by RNA polymerase II. Lineage: Eukaryota; Metazoa; Arthropoda; Insecta; Hymenoptera; Diprionidae. The coding region runs from base 393 to 2195 and encodes 600 amino acids. The record is from RefSeq and is a predicted model, not a curated record.
CGCGGCCCGAACCCGAUCCUGAGCUGGUCGCCAGUCUGUCACGGGGCUAAGAACGGGAACCACACGCGCAACCGGUUCCCAUGUUGUCCGGAAUUUUUAUCGCGAGUAAAAUCUACCUGGCUCGCACCGCUGUCGUCGGCUGUCACGUCCGCAGGGUGACCGCGUACCGUACGACUGACCGAUUUUUGGAAGUACCUUACAGCCAGUGUCACGUGCAGGAUAAUAAUUACUUUCUCGAUCUGUGAUUCGUUUUCCUCGAGUUAUACUCACGGGGCUCGCCCGAAGCUCGGUUAAUACCCGCAAGGACUUUCGAGUAACGACCCUUAAGUUCGUCGAGUGCUUCUUGAAAAAAAAAAAGAAAUAAUCAACAACGAUUCGUCAACGUCCUCGAGAUGCUGACCGACAUGACUCCGGCGGCGGCCGGACAGCUUUAUCCGCAGCUACAAUCCAUCGCCAAGUCCCCAGCUAGUCACGUGGAUCACCCGGGGCUGCGCGGAACCCCGCUGGCGAUGCUGGCGGCGCAGUGCAACAAGCUGAGCAACAAAAGUCCGCCACCCCUGGCGGACGCGGCGGUCGGCAAGGGGUUCCACCCGUGGAAAAAGAGCCCGCAGAGCAGCGGGAGCUCGCCGCAACACUCGGGGGGCGGUGGCGGCGGCGGUUGCACGACCACAACGGGGGUGACGCAGAGGCCGACGGCGACGAGCAGCGCCGGCAGCACCGGGGGCUACGCCAGGCCUCCGGUAACCUCCUGCGCCUCGACCGCCCCCCAGUACGGAAGCGACCUCUACUUCCCCGGGACGGCGAGCGCCCAGCCGGCGAGCGACCCCCACCACCACCAGAGCAGCCUGCUCGGCAAGGUGGAGGGUGCGACCCUGGGCUCCGUUUACGGCAGACACCCUUACGAGUCGUGGCCGUUCAACGCUAUGCCGGGAGCGACGCACGGCGGCAUCAAGGCCGGGGACGGGGGCUGGUGGGACGUCCACAGCGCGGCGACCGGCGGGUGGCUGGACGUUAGCGGGACCGUCGGCGUCGGCGUCCACGCGGCCCAGAUGGCCAACUACUCGGCGGAUUACUCGACGAGCCUCGCCCUCGCCGGGAAUCACUUGCUGGGCUCGACGACCGCCGGCCACAACCUGCUUCAAGACACUUACAAGUCGAUGCUGCCCGGCGGGCCGCCCGGCUUCGGGCUGCAUCAUCACGCGACGAGCGGGGGCGGGGCCGGGAGCCCCCAGGGGGCCGGAGGCGCCGGCGUCGCCCAGGCACCCUCGCCGAGGUCGCAGAGGAGAUACACCGGCCGGGCGACCUGCGACUGCCCGAACUGCCAGGAGGCAGAGAGGCUCGGACCUGCCGGUGUUCACCUGAGGAAGAAGAACAUCCACAGCUGCCACAUCCCCGGCUGCGGGAAGGUCUACGGGAAGACGUCUCAUCUGAAGGCCCAUUUGCGGUGGCACACUGCGGCACCUUCGAACCCACACCGGAGAAAAGAGAUUCGCCUGCCCGGUCUGCAACAAGCGAUUCAUGCGCAGCGACCACCUCGCGAAGCACGUCAAGACGCACAGCAGCAGCAGCAGCAGCGGCAGCAGCGGGGCGAGCAAAGGCAAGGGGGCGGCGGGGGCGGGCAGCUCGUCGGCCGAGUCCUGCUCCGACAGCGAGGACAACGCGAGUCAGCAGAGUCCCAUUUCGGGGCCCCUGGUUCAGGGGGCCCUGGACAGCAGCACGGCGGGUCAGCCGAGCACCAACAGCACCCAGCAGCAACCGGCAACCCCCAUGACCCCAAUGCAGAUGACCCCUCCAACCCCGCUGACACCCCAUCAUCCCCACCACCCGCAUCUCCCGCCGCUAAUGGGCCACCACCCCCACCAUCAUCAUCACGCAACCACCGUGGUCCCCACCACCCACCACCAUCAUCAUCAUCACACGGGGAUGAGCAUGCACUGAGCCCGGUGGGGCCCGGAGCCGCAUGCGCCAACAACGCAACGGCCCUGGGCUCCCCCCUAUCUUACCCCCUGAACCUCAACCUGAUCCACCACCACCAUCAUCACCAUCAUCAGGCCGCCGCGGUCGCCGCAGCCGCGGCAGCCGCGGCCGCCGCCAAUCAUCACCACAACUCCUACUCCAUGCAGCAAAAUCCCGGCACCCCGGGCACGGCGCAGACCCCCUCGCCCUCCUCCCCCGCCCCUGUACAUAGUCUCUAGGUACGUGUAACGAGAUGAGACGAGUAUUAACCCGACGCCCCCUCUUCUAACCCCCCUUGCCGGAUUUUGACCAAAUUCUAUUCUGGGUGAAAGAUCCUGAUAACGAUCCGUUCUCUGUAUAAAAUAUUAUAUAUUGCUGCUGUAAUUUUUUAUAUUGUGUCUGGCUCCAAUGCCUCCGCCUCUGCCUCCGCCCCUGACCUCGUCGUCGACCAACCCCCGGAACCGCGACCCUUCGUUACGUACUGCGGUAUAUGAAAUUAGUAGAAAACGAACGAUGGGACACAAAGUUGGAAGAAAAUGAUACGAAACAAAGAUAAAUAACUAGAUGAGAAACACCGAUACAAACAUGUAAAUACUAUACAUAGUGCGUGAAAGAUGAUAUUAUAUUUAAAACGAUAUAAUAUUGUACAAACGAAACGAAGAGAAAAAAAAAAAAACUAAAACAACCCAAUUGAGAGAGACAAAGAAAGGAAAACAUACACACGGAUGUACCAUACACCAAACACCCCUUCGGCGCACACAAAAACUAGCCCCGAAUUUUUUCAACUCCUGGCUAAGUUCCAAAUAUCAUAUCGCGCUUCUUUCAAGAAUCUCGAUUCCGAUCGUUGAAAAUUACGAGACUCCGCCCGAAUCUCAAUUUUCCGUACCUCGUGCUCUUUAGCCUUUCUUCUUCUCCGACUAUACGCAGCCGAAAGUAUCCAAUAUACGCACUGCGGUGGAUAACUUCGGACGCAAUUACAACUGUUUCACGUAUACCAUUAUUUAUGACAUUUGGAACAUAGCCUCGGACCGGCCCGCAUAUCACGCCCCCCCCUCUCUCUCCUCCCUUCUAAAGCUAGUAUCGUACUAUAAUUAAUUAAUUAUUAUUAAAAUAUUAUUAUAAAUAUUAUUAAUGAAAAAUCAUUUACAAAAAAAAAAAAAAUACAAACAACAAAAAAAAAGAUACAGAGGAUAAUAAACGAUGCUUUUGUGAAUAACGCGUACUUAGACUCAAUUCGACUACAUCAUUGCCCACCGCCUGUCUAUGCCCUGCUCCGCCUUACGACCCCGACUCUCUUCCUCACUCGACCCCAUCUUCCGUACUCACCUGAAUCCCGAUAGAAAACCAGAAAAAAAAAAAAGAAAAAACGAAAAGAAAAGAGAAAGAAAGAAC